Dryobates pubescens (Downy woodpecker) is the source of this 2405-nucleotide messenger RNA. It is a transcript of the gene PLIN1, whose product is annotated as perilipin 1. NCBI's taxonomy places the organism in Eukaryota, Metazoa, Chordata, Aves, Piciformes, Picidae. The record is from RefSeq and is a predicted model, not a curated record. Bases 128 to 1729 code for a protein of 533 amino acids. The transcript is spliced from 8 exons. Gene Ontology annotation, biological process: lipid metabolic process. Gene Ontology annotation, cellular component: lipid droplet.
AUCUCAGCCCAGCUCCUGGAUCUGCCAUGCUCAGGAGGUACAAGAGUGGUGGGGAGAGGCUGAGCCCAGCCCUGCCUUUGCAGCAGGGUCUGUGGCUCCCAACCUUGCUUUGCAGGUGUGUGCCACAAUGACAGUGAAGAAGAAUCAGACUCUGCAGAAUGGAAUUGCCAAGGAGAACGUGCUGCAGAGGGUCCUGCAGCUGCCCGUGGUGAGCUCGACCUACGAGAGCCUGCAGAGGACCUACAGCAGCACCAAGGAGGCUCACCCGCUGGUGGCCUCGGUGUGCGAUGUCUACGAGAGGGGCGUGCAGGGCGCCGGCGCCUUGGCCAAGUGGAGCGUGGAGCCCGUGGUGCGCCGGCUGGAGCCUCAGUUUGCUGUGGCUAACGACCUGGCUUGCCGAGGCUUGGACCACCUGGAGGAGAAGAUCCCUGCCCUCCAGUACCCUGUUCAUAAACUUGCAUCUGAACUGAAGGGCAGCAUCUCCCUCCCCAUCCUAAGUGCCAGAAGCACCAUUGGCAACUCUGUGGAUAAGAUCAUAGAGCUGGCAGCAGAGGGCUAUGAAGCCACCAAGAGCACAGUGGAAACGACAGCAAAGUACACGAGAAGGAACUCGGUGACCCAGAUGGCAGCUGCAGGGGUGGACACAGCUCUGGGAGGGCUGGAGAAGCUGAUGGAGUACCUGCUGCCAGAGGAGGAUGAGGAAACAGAUCAGAAGCCCAAAGCAGCAUGUGGGGCAGCAGCAAAGGCCUCUCAGAAGCAGCCCUGUGUUCCCAGUGCUCCAAGUGUUCCCAGUGCUCCAAGUGCUCCCAGUGCUCCCAGUGCUCCCAGCACUCCCAGCGCUCCCAGCACCCUGGGACGGAUUGGCGCCUUGGUUAGCACUGUCUCCCACCGCGCUUACCAGCAAACCACCCAGAGCCUCCAGCGCGCCAAAGCCAAAGGGCAGGAGCUGGCCACUUGGAUCCCCAUCCUGGGCAACUUGGCCAAGCCAAGUGCACCUGAGGCACCACAGGUCCACAGUGAUGGGAAGAGCACCACAUCUGGCUGGCUGAGCCGGCGGCAGAGCAAGGUGCCAGAGCAGAAGCAGGAGAAGGCAGGGAAGAAAGACAGCAACCCCACCAAGGAGGCAGGAGAGGAGCCCGGGCUGGUGGGCAGCAUGGCUCACAACCUGCAAACUGCCUAUGCCUCUGGCAUCUCCAGCGUGAAGAAGGUCCCAGCCGUGGCCUGGGAUGCAGCAGAGGGCUUGAUCCUCUUCACCCCCCGCCGGCUGUCCAAGGCCAUGGAGACAGUGGAUGCCCUUGGAGGGACCCUUGUCAGUGCCCCCAAGCACCUGCUGGGCACCCUGUACAGCUAUGUGCCGCUCCGCAGGCAGUCAGUGAAGGACGAGAACGCGGCCGGGGGCAGCAAGCCUGACCCGGAGAAGGAGCAGAAGGAGGAGGACACCAAGUCUGCCGCCCCCUCCACCGAGGAGAAAGCCCAGCUGAGGGGUGACUGGAGGAUGUACCGCGGCCACCACCCCCUCUCCUUCCUGGGGCUGGAGGACCCCCUGUUCCUGCGCCACAACUUCUACCGCAGCCCGGCCUUCGAGCCCGAGUACGCCGUGCCGCGGAAAGCCGCCUUCACCCCCUACAGCCGGCGGGUCAGCGAGGGCUCCUACCGCUUCGGCCCCGACGCCCUCUACGGCCGCGCCUACGGCGGCAGCCUCUACAGCCCUGCCUUCAAGAAGGACUGAGCGGGGGCGCAGCAUGAGCCCACCCCGGCUCCCCCUCUCUCAGUCACUCCCCCGCAUGCUUUGCCCGGGCCACCGCCAGCCACCCGCCCGCAUCCCUGUACCAGCACAGGAGCUCAGAGUGGUAGACAUGCCAUGGGAUAUCCUCAGGACUGCAUCGGGGCCAGGAGAGGGGAAUAAAAGCAUCUGAAAGCCCUGUUAGGGGAAGGAGAAGGUAGGGGGAGGUGGGACCAGAGAGGACCAGAGAGGCAAAGGAGAUGUAGAAAGAGGGGUGAGACCAGAAAAAGGGACCAGCCAGGCCUGGCACUGGACUACCCCAGUCCCUACUGAGCAGAUAGUGUGGGCUCAGAUGGGAUACGUGCUGAGAGCAGCAUGGAGAGCAGGGAGGACAGCAAAGCCAUGAAACAUCAGCACAGCAAUGUUAGCUCCCCAUCCUUCCUCCCUCCAUCCUCCCUCACAGGGCCCAUCCCUGGCCAUGGAGGAGCUGAAGAUCCCCACUGAUCAGGAGGACUUGGGAGUAAGAAAGCCCUGGGGAUCCAUCCCACAACAUGGUGGGACAGAUGGUGGGGUCAGGAAGAAAACUGGUGAGAACAGGUGGAGCUCCUGGAGCCCCUCUCUCCCACAGGACCUCCUGGCUUCCUGCAACACCUCGUUGUAUCUGCUGCAGCAAUAAACCUUC